Molecule: messenger RNA, 2226 nt
Organism: Equus caballus (horse)
Lineage: Eukaryota; Metazoa; Chordata; Mammalia; Perissodactyla; Equidae
Gene: FOXD1
Product: forkhead box D1
Biological process (GO): regulation of transcription by RNA polymerase II; cell differentiation; anatomical structure morphogenesis
Molecular function (GO): RNA polymerase II cis-regulatory region sequence-specific DNA binding; DNA-binding transcription factor activity, RNA polymerase II-specific
Source: RefSeq, a predicted model, not a curated record
GCCCGGGACCCCGGCUGGGGCGCGGCGGGAGCCCGGAGCCCGGCGCCCCUAUGCACAGCCGCCUCGCCGCCGCCGCGCCACAGCCAUGACCCUGAGCACGGAGAUGUCCGAUGCCUCGGGCCUCGCCGAGGAGACAGACAUCGACGUGGUGGGGGAGGGCGAGGACGAAGACGACGAGGAAGAGGAGGACGACGACGAGGGCGGCGGCGGCGGCGGCGGCGGGGCGCGGUUGGAGGUCCCCGCGCAGCGGCGGCGGCGGCGGCGCUCGUACGCCGGGGAGGACGAGCUGGAGGAGCUGGAGGAGGAGGAGGAGGACGAUGACAUGCUGCUGGCCCCGCGCGCGGGGGGCUCCCCGGCGCCCCGCCCGGCCCCGGCGGCAGGGGCGGGCGCGGGCGGCGGGGGCGGCGGCGCGGGCGCGGGCGGCGGCGGCGGCGGCGGCGGGGGCGCGGGCGGCGGCGCCAAGAACCCGCUGGUGAAGCCGCCCUACUCGUACAUCGCGCUCAUCACCAUGGCCAUCCUGCAGAGCCCCAAGAAGCGGCUGACGCUGAGCGAGAUCUGCGAGUUCAUCAGCGGCCGCUUCCCCUACUACCGGGAGAAGUUCCCCGCCUGGCAGAACAGCAUCCGCCACAACCUCUCGCUCAACGACUGCUUCGUCAAGAUCCCCCGCGAGCCCGGCAACCCGGGCAAGGGCAACUACUGGACGCUGGACCCCGAGUCCGCCGACAUGUUCGACAACGGCAGCUUCCUGCGCCGGAGGAAGCGCUUCAAGCGGCAGCCGCUGCUCCCGCCCAACGCCGCGGCCGCCGAGUCCCUGCUGCUGCGCGGCGCGGGGGCCGGGGGCGCGGGCGACCCGGGGGCGGCCGCCGCGCUCUUCGCGCCCGCGCCCCCGCCGCCCCCGCCGGCCUACGGCUACGGCCCCUACGGCUGCGGCUACGGCCUGCAGCUGCCGCCCUACGCGCCGCCCUCCGCCCUCUUCGCCGCCGCCGCCGCCGCCGCCGCCGCCUUCCACCCGCACUCGCCGCCGCCGCCCCCGCCGCCCGGCGGCGCCGAGCUGGCCCGGACCGCCUGCUACCGGCCGCCGCCGCCGCUCGGCGCCGCGCUGCCCGGGCCCCUGCAGGCCGCGGCGGCCAAGGCGGGGCCGGGCGCCUCGGCGCUGGCGCGCUCGCCCUUCUCCAUCGAGAGCAUCAUCGGGGGCAGCCUGGGCCCGGCCGCCGCCGCCGCCGCCGCCGCGCAGGCCGCCGCCGCCGCCGUGCAGGCCUCGCCCGCGCCCUCGCCGGGGCGGCGCCGCCCGCGCCCCCGCGCCCCCCGCGCCCCCCGCGCCGGGGCCGGCGGCGGCGGCUGCGCGGCUCAGGCGGCCGUGGGCCCGGCCGCCGCGCUCACCCGCUCGCUCGUGGCCGCCGCGGCCGCCGCCGCCUCCUCCGUCUCGUCGUCGGCCGCGCUGGGGACGCUGCACCCGGGGCCCGCCCUGUCCAGCGUGGAGAGCUUCGCGGCUAGGAUUUCCAAUUGUUAAUAACGCGGCGCCGGCGCGCCCGAGCGGGAGAAGGUAGGCACCCCGGCCGCUUUCCGUCUCGGUGGCUCGGCGUUUCGUUCGCUCCUCCCGGCGCGGCCCCAUUUUCGCCGCUUCGGAUUCGCAGACGAGACAGUGUUUGGCACCAGCUGGGGCGCGCCUUUGGGCUCUGCGGGUCCCUCUAUUUAUGCAAAGUCGCCCUGUGCUGCAGCCCCCGACCGACCGCGGUGGGGAGGAAGAGGGUGCUGGGUGGGGGGGGUGGCGUCCUGUCUAAGCACGAGGGGCUUCCUUGACUUUGGGGAAGUUUUUAAAAAUCUAAGCCUUUUUGAGGUCUAGAGAUUCUCAGGUCCAGGCGCUAAAAAAAAAAAAUCAGUCAAUCAAGUGCAAAGAAAGAAUAAUACAAAAAUAGUAAAGGUCCCGAAGAAUGCCAGCGAAGAGAUACUUUUUAUUUGAGGACACUUGUCUGGUGUACGCUUUCAUGAAAAGGAAAAAAUGAUGAACAUGUUUACACAAGGAAAAAAGUCAAAACCAUCAUUUUUUAUUUUAACCUGUGUUUUGUAUCAUAAUAGACAUGCAGAAUUUUUAUUUUGUACUUACUGCGUAUUCUUUACAAGGAGUAUUGUAAAUUUUACUGGCAAUUAUUAUUGUACUAUUCUAAUGUAAGAUUUUUACACUUUUUCAGAAUAAAAAGCUUAAUUUUCAAAGAAAAUCUACCAAAA